UCUUAGUUCAAUUUAACCAUUACUUGAAAUGAUGAUUAUCGUUGUAAUUGGUUUACUUCUUGUAUUUCAAACAUUACAGUCCGUAGAGACUAAUACCAAUGGUAAGUCUGUUAAGCAACAACAUUGUUUGUUUGAAUAUUCUGAUUGAUGUGUAGGAUUUCAAUUGAUCAGUCUCUUAUUGGUUUAUGCGCAUACAUUGAGGAGUUGAAUUUAAAUCUUCAUCUUAUUGCAUAAUCAAGUGGAUAUCAGGACUCAGUGGUGGAGUUUGAAGUGAAUGAUACAGAGUGAACAACAACACUGAGGAGCAGGCACAUGGGGAUGACGUGUCCUAAAUAGAACGAAACGCGCAUCUUGGAUUCCACUGCUAGCUACUAUCCAUCUUUGUAUCUAUUUUCAGGUUUAUUUCUUUGAGUUAUUUGUAAUCUCAUGAUUUGGGUUCGAGUCCUGUGUACGAGAUCAUGAAUAUGCACUGUUGAGGUAUACUAAUAUUUGGACGAAACAGCCAUUUUAUUCUUUCAGGUUUUCAGUAGUAUUCUAAGUGAGAUCAAUUCAUGAAUACAAUACUAAUCAGUCAGUUACCACUUCUUCUAAAAGCAGAAAAUAAUAACACGUAAGUCCGUUCAUUGAUAUUCUGAUUAUUUCUCAAAAUGACUAAGAUCGUAUGACUUUCAUUAUUACGCGGAAACAAGGUACUUUAUAAAGAGUCAGAUUCCUUUGGAUAUUAACUAUGACUGUUAAUACAUUUACGUACAUAUUUAUAUCUUUGAAUCAUCUCUAAACACUAUGUAUACAAAGAUUAGUUUGACUUUGUUAUGACUUGUUGGUUUAUACGUCUACCAAUGCAUAAUGUGAUGAUACUGCCAAUCAGAGAACAUUCAAUUAUCGAUCGAACCAAUGACGCAUAAAACGAGGACGAGUAGUCUAGAGUCCUGAUCGGUCCUUCUUUCUUGUCUAGCCAAGCUAGUUGAGUCCAGAACACCAAUCUCAGCCUCUGCGAUAUCAAUGCUUCAUUUUAAACAUACUGGGUUUAUAUACCAACCAGACAGAUCACAUCGUACCAUAAAAUAGGAAACAACAUUUGUACAAGAUGUAGUCACAUGUGGCUGUGAACGUGGGAGGUGGUAAUUAAUAGAGAGAGCCUAAUCCAUAGUUCAAAACAAAGCCCAUAAUAAGAGGAAUAUGAAUAGUUUAGUUACUUAACAAUGAUACGAUAAAAGUAUACGCAUAGUAUUGGUCUAUGAAUGAAUUCCAAAAGUUAACAUUCAUUAUUCUUAUCAGGAUAUAACAGACUUUAUGAUAUGCAAUAUACUAUCAUAACACACAAGUUGAAAGGCAGUCCCAAUUAUCUUCAUCUGAUGAUGUUCUGAUUGUUAUGUAACAGUACAUAGGUCACGUAAUGUUCAACAUUUGUGAAAUUUAAAAUGGACGAAGUCCUUUAAUUUCAGUACUGAAUAUCGAUAUCAAAAAAGAGUCCAAGUAAAUGAGUUUUUGCUAUAUCUAAAUCAAUAUUCUAAAUUAUAAACAAAUUGUGUUUUAUUUCUUCUAUAUUACAAUAUUAACUCUGGAGUCUAUGACGAGAAGGAUUCAUUUAUCGAUCGGAUCUAAAAUAUCUUAUCAUCAUAGCAACAACUUAUGAUGCUUUGAUAUAUAUAUAUAUAAAACACUUUUUUUUAAUUUUCAGAACACAAUCACCAUGGCAGUAAGUUUAUAAUUCAUAAGAUUUGUAACCAAAGUAAUGAAAAAUAAGGGAAAAUUAUUCUUUUAAUACAGUUGGUUUGACUCAUAAAAUGAAAUAUCAGUAUGAGAUUGUGGAGAUGAUGAUGUUGUUUGAUCGAGAUCAUAAAUCGACUGAUGUUAGACCACCAUUGAAGCAAUCGAUGGUUCUUUCAUUCUGUUGUUCUCCUAUGUUGUUUUUGUUGUAAACCAGUAGUAUCAGUAAAGUAUUAUGUAAUAAAUAUCUUGAUUAUAUGUUGUAUCCAAAUUAACUACAAUUUAUGAAUGAACCAAUCAGAUUUAAGAUAUCAGAUCUUGAACUUUGGCGCAAAAUUCAUUCAUACAUUUGACUAAAUAGCAUUUUGGCAUCUUAUCUGAUGUCAGUUUGUGAUAAAAACCGUAAAUCUAAUUCUUCAUCUUAACCAUUAACUGUAAUUCAUAAUUUUAAUUCCUCAUACAGAUUCAUAACCUUCAUUUCGUCAUAGUUACUAGAUGCACAAUCUCAAGGUCACUUUAACGUCACUCAAAGGUUGUUCAUAAAUAGUAAUUUCACCAUUUUAACUGUUUUUUUCGUUACAAUGUAGACCUCUUCAGUAAGUAACUUGUCAAGUUUAUUUACUUACUCUCAAAUCAAUAACAGUUUAUGUUGUCAUACUUAUCAAUGAAAACCAGGAAGCGAUGAACGGCUUUCUCGUCCUAGUAUGGAAAUUUUCAACAGUGAAACAGUUAUCCACUUUAGACAAUGGAUGAUCAUUUGUGCAAGAUCAUAGAUCAAAUGAAGUUAGAUAUAUUAACACCGCUAAAUGCCAGCUCAUUAGUCUACUGUUUAAGAGUUUGCGCACAAUCCUGAAGGUCCUGAGUUUGAGUUCUACGUUUAGGGUCAUGGAUUUACACUACUGUGGUGUCCCAUAUUAGGACGAGACGACCAUCCACUGAUUCCAGUAUUUCAGUGGUAGUCUAGCUUAGAUCAACUCAUGAAUUCAAUUGUUAAAAUGACUACAAUAUCCACUAAUCCUCAAUCUGUAUAUAAGUUUCAGUAAAUGAAUCAUACACAUUUCUUUAUCACAUUUUGGCAAAAAAAGGACGAAUGAUUUCCCAACACAUGAACUUGGUAACAAAACAGAAUAAUAAAGGUAAUAUGUUUGCCUUAUUGAUUCCUUAUUCAUUAGUAACUGGUUAAAUCUUAUAUGGUGAGUUAAAUAAUCAAAUAGUCAGAUUCAUUGUAUUCAAAUAUGUAUUAUAUUGUGGCAUAUGCUACUGACGUCCAUAGAUAUAAGUAGUAUGUAUGAUCAGUCAAAAGUGAAAUACCUAGAGAAAAAUGAUUAAGCAGAUCGAAGAAAACAGUAUGAGAACAGAGAAUGAUUGGUGUGAAAAUAAAGGAACAAUGACGUGUGUGACGAUGGAUUAACGUUUUGCAAAUAAAGAAUUUACUGUAUGGUCCUAAGAUUUCACUAGACGGUUCUGUAAUUUUGUAUUCAAAUACGUUCGAUUGCCUCCACUUGAGUUCACGUUCACUACAAUAGGGAUUGUGUUGGUACAUACGGAACAUUACUAUGUACAGCAUGAUACUGUUUUUCAUAAUAUUCAUUUACUGUUUCAUUUCUUUGUCCCGUCGACGGGAUUACUUUCAUGUUCAAUGACGAAUAUAGAAAUGUAGUGUUUGUUAUGACUUUUGCCCAUGUCAACAUCUCUGAUCAGAAUAUUGACUUGUAAGACAUAGUUCUUGUAUUAAACCGAUGACACAUCAAAUAUCACUAUCAGCCUUACGUCAGCAGUGGAAGGUUACUGGUCCUUCUCGCCCAGCUCUGCCUAUUGACUCCAGAAAGCAAUCUCAGCUUCCACUGUAUGAAUCAUAUAUUUCAGACAUACUCAAUUUAUAUACAAGCAGACCAGACCGCAUCACACCAGUAGAGUUCAAUCAGUGUCAGGUAAUAGACAGUUAUCUACAGAUGAAGGCUUGAGCAAGAUCACGGAUCGAUUGAAUUCAAACAUAAACGCCAUUGGAUGCUGGCUCAAAAGUCUAGAUAUUAAGCGUUUGCUUGCAAGAUCGAAGGUCCUGAGUCCAAAUCCUGCAUCCUGGAUCGUGUAUGUGCACUUCUGGAAAUUCCCAUACUAAGAUGAAAAGACCAUCAAAUGGUAAAUUGUAUAACUGUAGUCAAUAGGUUAAAUGGAUGCUUAGGAUAUAAAUUUUCACACAGAAUUAUUUGAAACAGUAAUUCGCAAUUCUAUAUUGACUAGAUCUUGUGAAAUGUCGAUAAAAUAUCUAAUUAUAUGCUAAACAAAUUCAUUGUUUCAUAGCACCCUUUUCUCAUUAUGGUACGUUUUCAUGUUGAAAUGUGUUAUGAAUACUUCCCUUAAGCUAUACUUACUCAUUAGUUAAUUUGAUGAAUUAAUUGAAGCUAGACCACCAGAGAAAACCUGUGAUCCCUGGACUAUCGUUUCGUACUAGUGUGAGACUCCUCAUCAGUGAUUGACUUCACGAGGUACUUCCUGGAAUUCUAGUGAAAAGCAGUGACCGGUGGAGUUCAACUGGGUCUGUUGCGAGACAGUGACUCACUAAAGACAAUAGUGAAUGGUGACUUGAUUUCGUGGAUUGGCUGAAGUUAGAAAUUAACACCCUUAGAUGCUCCCUCAGUGGUCUACAGGUUAAGCGUUCGCGCACGAGACAGAUAUGUCCUUCGGUUAAGUCCCACAUGAUAGAUUGUGAGUUCGCACAGAUGAGGAGUCCUAUAACUGAACGAAACAGUCGUCCAGUGCUUACAGGUUUUCCAUGGUGAUAUAGCUUCAAUUAAAUCAUGAACUCAGCUAUUAAAUUAUUAUAAUAUUCACAAAAUCCCUUUCUGAGUACGAUUAUUCAUCAUUAGCCUGUCCGUUACUUAUAUUACUUUCAUAUUCAUUUUAGACUUCUUGACCAAGGAGAAUUGAGUUCUUUAUUUCUUUUUAACCGAUUUUUAGGGAAACUAUCAAAGGAAUUUUAUCAUCAUGGUGGUGAUGUGUACAACUUCCAUUAUCAUCAGUUAUAACUAUUUGAUACUCUAUCGCAAUCAUUCACUAUUAUUUUAAUAUAUAUUUGAUGUAAAUG
Schistosoma intercalatum is the source of this 4795-nucleotide messenger RNA. Lineage: Eukaryota; Metazoa; Platyhelminthes; Trematoda; Strigeidida; Schistosomatidae. The record is from the annotation of a GenBank genome assembly.